AUGGCAAUGGAGAAAUCUAAAGAAGAUCCCGAAAUUGACUCCUCUCAAGCAAGCCCACAAAUCGACAGCGAGCCAAAACGCACUCCUAUCCAAGAUGUCGAAAAGCCCCCUGAUACCACUCCAAAGCCUCCUGCCAUUGACUAUCCUAGUGGCAUUAACCUGAUCAUUCUCUUUGUGGGCCUCUUUCUUGCUGCUCUCUGCGUUGGCCUCGAUCGCACCAUUGUUGCCACUGCCAUUCCAAAAAUUACCAGCCACUUUAACUCCCUUGAUGAUGUGGGAUGGUACGGCUCCGCAUACCUCCUGACCAAUUGCUGCUUCCAACUCCUCUUCGGUAAACUCUACGCCGAGUUCCAUGUCAAAUGGGUCUUUCUCACUUCACUGCUCAUAUUCGAGGUCGGGUCGAUUGUGUGCGCAACGGCACCAAGCUCAGUCGCUUUGAUCGUUGGAAGAGCUGUGGCGGGAAUAGGAGGUGCUGGAAUCGUUUCUGGAACGCUUAUUAUUCUCUCGAGAUGUCUACCACUCCACAAACGUCCCAAAUACACCGGCGCCAUGGGAGGUUCUGUAGGCAUCGCGCAAAUCACUUCGCCCACUCUCGGAGGUGUAUUCACUGACAAAGUCACUUGGAGAUGGUGCUUUUGGAUUAACCUCCCGCUGGGCGCCGUCACUCUUCUCACGGUACUCUUCCUCGUCAAGAUCCCCGCUGAUCCCAACCGGAAGACGAAAGGCACUUUCAAGGGGUUUCUCGACCGUUUCGACCUCAUUGGCACGUUGGUGCUUAUUCCCUGGGUCAUAUGUCUUCUUUUGGCCUUGCAGUGGGGUGGUAGCCAAUAUGCUUGGAAUUCCUGGAGAAUCAUCCUUCUUCUCGUCCUGUUUGCCAUUCUCUUCACCUCGUGGGUAUUUAUCCAGUACAAGGAAGGCAACAAGGCCACGCUUCCACUGCGCAUCAUCAAACAACGAUCUAUGGCUUCGGGGAUGAUGUUCAUGUUCUGCUUGUUCUCGACCUUUUUCGUCAUCAACUAUUACGUCCCCAUCUGGUUCCAAUCCGUAAAGGGUGUGUCGGCGUAUAAGUCGGGCAUCUACUUUCUCACAAUGAGUGCCGGUCUAUCCUUGGCAGUUAUAGCAUCAGGUUUCCUGACAACCCGGAUCAGCUAUUUUGUCCCCAACAUGAUCAUGUCAACGAUACUCUCCGCCGUGGGAGCUGGCCUCAUCUACUCGUUUGACCCCCAUACAAGUACAGGUCUUUGGGUUCCAUCGCUCAUCAUUAUGGGUGUCGGCAUCGGCAUCGGCGCUCAACAGCCUCUCAUGGUCGCCCAAACCGUCUUCAAAGGCCCUGACAUUGCUCUAUCUACCUCUGCCCUCAUUUUCACUCAGACUCUUGCAGGUACAAUCUUUCUUUCUGUCGCCGAGAACAUCUUCCAGAAUCAGCUCAUCUCUCAACUACACAAGCUGGUCCCAAAAAUCGACCCACGGGACAUCAUUGAGACCGGCGCCUCAAGUCUCCGACAAUUUCUCGAGGCCAAGUUUCCUCAAUAUUUAACUGCUGUCUUGACGGCUUACAACAACGCCAUUCGUCAUGUUUUUCUCUUGUCGGUUAUAUUUGCAUGUCUCAACGCCAUUCCCGACGCAUUUAUGGAGUGGGUUAGUCCAGUGAAGAGAGGGAAGCUAGCAGCAAAGACGGAUGCAACAAAUGCGAAGACGGCAGGAAAGGUUAAAGACGCUUCCCAGAACGCGGAAGACAAAGUAGAUAAACAUUCUUCUUAG
Trichoderma virens Gv29-8 is the source of this 1761-nucleotide messenger RNA. RefSeq lists its product as uncharacterized. Gene Ontology annotation, molecular function: transmembrane transporter activity. NCBI's taxonomy places the organism in Eukaryota, Fungi, Ascomycota, Sordariomycetes, Hypocreales, Hypocreaceae. Bases 1 to 1761 code for a protein of 586 amino acids. The record is from RefSeq and is a predicted model, not a curated record. The transcript has 7 exons. Gene Ontology annotation, biological process: transmembrane transport.